AUGAGAGAUCACUCCCCGAUGGUUUCUACGUUUUCUGCAUUUUUGCUUGCGGUGAUUCGGCUUCAAACACGAGUAGCGUGCUCGUCAUCUCCAGGCCCGCUCGCCCCGGCAUUGUUCGUUUUCGGCGAUUCAACAUUCGACAGCGGCAACAACAACCUGUUGCCCACCCUUGCCAAGGCCAAUUCUUCCUACGGUGACAAUUUCUCCGGGGGUGUCACCGGACGAUUCACCAAUGGAAGGAAUAUCCCUGACUUUCUCGCUGAAUUUCUGGGGCUGCCUUGUGCUCCACCGUACCUGAGUUUUAGGACAUCAGUAGUGAUCACCGGACUGAAUUUCGCGUCCGGAGCAUGUGGCAUUCUCCCCGAGACAGGAGACUACUUGGGCAAAUGUCUCAACUUGGAUGAUCAAGUGAGGCUAUUUGAGAGUGCCGCCCGCAAUGAUUUACCAAGACUCUUCAAGAGUUCUGAUGAGUUUUCCAGUUAUUUGGCCAAGUCGAUCUUCACAUUCUCGAUCGGCAACAACGACUACAUCAACAACUACCUCAUUCCAACACUCUACAACACGAGCGAAACCUACGAGCCCUGGCCAUUCGCGAAGCUCCUCGGUGCAGCGCUUUCCCGGCACCUAGAGAGGUUAUAUAAUAUGGGAGCAAGAAAGUUUGUUGUCUUCCAGAUUGGCCCGAUUGGGUGCAUCCCAACGAUCGCGAAGAAAUCAAAACACGAUGGAGUAUGUGAUGAAGGACCGAACUUGCUAGUUUCCUACUUCAAUCAGAUGCUUCAGCUGAUGCUACAGAACAUGACAUCCAGUCUCACGCGAUCAAUGUUCGUUCUCGGUCGAGCAAAUCCGCUUGGCUACGAUGCAAUAAUCAAUCCCUCCAUAUAUGGAUUGACGGACUCAAGAAACCCUUGCUGCACGACGUGGGGAAACGGAUCUUUCUCAUGUGUUCCAUUUCUAACUCCAUGCCGUGAUGCUGAUAAACACUUCUUUUGGGACGGAUAUCAUCUAACCGACACGGUUUCUUCGAUCAUAGCUUCUCGAUGUUUCAACGACACAAUAGUCUGUGCUCCGGUCAGCAUACAGGAUCUUGUGCAGAUAUGA
Eucalyptus grandis is the source of this 1098-nucleotide messenger RNA. RefSeq names its product GDSL esterase/lipase 7. The record is from RefSeq and is a predicted model, not a curated record. Gene Ontology annotation, molecular function: hydrolase activity, acting on ester bonds. NCBI's taxonomy places the organism in Eukaryota, Viridiplantae, Streptophyta, Magnoliopsida, Myrtales, Myrtaceae.